Messenger RNA from Aspergillus pseudonomiae, 1689 nucleotides. RefSeq names its product putative C6 transcription factor. Gene Ontology annotation, cellular component: nucleus. The record is from RefSeq and is a predicted model, not a curated record. Lineage: Eukaryota; Fungi; Ascomycota; Eurotiomycetes; Eurotiales; Aspergillaceae. The transcript has a single exon. The coding region runs from base 58 to 1485 and encodes 475 amino acids. Gene Ontology annotation, biological process: positive regulation of transcription by RNA polymerase II. Gene Ontology annotation, molecular function: DNA-binding transcription factor activity; transcription cis-regulatory region binding.
GGUGAUUCGCAGCAACAAAAAGUCCGACUGUAUUCAACCCAUCGAAGGUCAUAGACAAUGGAUCCCCUUGCUUCAUCGCAUCAAGGAACGGGGGAGGGGAUGAUCUUGUCUCCGGGGACGCACUCACUAUCGGAGAGCUCUUACACAGCACACCCACGUUUUCUUGAAUUGCAAGAAGAGCUCCGAAGUGCUCUUUUCACAGCCGUCUCUGAUGGCACCCCAAAACAAUACCUCGUCCAAGCGACAACUGAGCCCGCACUCUCCGAGCUCCGACAUGACAUAGAUCUCUUUGCGAGGUCUCCCGUACCCAAGCCUCGUUUGAUAAACUAUCUGAAGAAUUGGAUCACAGAAUGCGCGCCUUAUCUCGAUAAAUUUGACGAGGCUCGCCACUUUGGGGUCCACAUUCCGAUCUUAGCGCGAGAAUCCCCCGGAUUAUUCUACGCCAUCCUCGCCUUUUCUGCCCGGCAGACGGAAAGGAAAGCGGGUCUCCGCAACUGCCAUGACAGCCUCGAGCUCUAUCAGGAGUCAAUCCGCUGGGUAUCGCCCGGCCUUCAAGCAAAGGAUCCAAAUGUGUUGGUGACCGCCUGCGUCCUAGCGGUCAUGGAGUUAAUGUCCGUCAGCCCGCAAGACUGGAGGCGUCAUGUGGAUGGCUGUGCGGCUUUAUUUGAUUGCUUCAGUGUAAACGGGUUUUCCGGGGGUCAUCUACAGGCUGUAUUCUGGUGCUAUGUCCGCAUGGAGCUGUGUGGAGUAAUCGUUUCAAACGGUGCAGAGAGGACGGUUCUUCCUCUCGAGAAGUGGGUUCCUGCUGUAUCUUUGGGCCAGGCGUCCGAAAGUAUUGAGGACAAUGAAAAACGAGUUCGAGAGCUAUUUUUAGAACAGAGCCGCCUAACUCCAGAUAUGCACGCAAACUGGGCCGUAUAUUUGUGCGCCAAAGCAUGCGAUCUAGUGUGCAGGCGCACAAGGUACUUAGAGCUAGGGGAGUACGACACUACUGAUCCACGACCGUUCCAUGAGCAAUGGAACCGACUGUGGGACGAGCUGCAAUAUUGGCUGGAACAACGGCCGCGAGCAAUUCUCCCGACCAAGUCUACCAACAUGCAGGGAGAUCGAAUGUUUCCGGAGAUUUUCUACGCUCAUCAGGCAGCUAUAUCUAGUAAUCAACUGUAUCAUACGGCCUGCAUCCUGUUGCUGGAGGUUAAGCCCCCUACCACACUGCUCUCGUCAAGUCACCUAGCUUCCUCAGUUUGGCACGCAAGGAGGGUGUGCGGCAUUUCGCUGACCAAUCCACAUCCGGGCAACCUCAUUAAUGCUAUUCAGCCCUUAUUCAUUGCUGGGAAGCUUUUGAGCCAUCGUCGCGAACACAUAGCUGUGGCUAAGCUCUUCAAAGCCAUCGAGCAAACCACAGGAUGGGGAGCGCUGUGGCGACUUAGGGACCUUGAAGCAGUCUGGGGCUAUGAGACAAACGAGAUUCUAUCUGUGAUUUGAUUACGCAGGUGUUGCCAUUGCCACCACCGAAAACCUUGGCUCUUUCCAAGUGUGACGGGACUCUGCUGCGCAAACAGCCAACACUCCGUUACGAGAACGCAUCUGGAUGUGCAACGACCUAUGUCACCAAGCAUUGAAAGGUUACAUCUAUGAAGUAGGCGAUUUGCGCACACCCGACAUAUAGCCCAUGGCUCAGGCUCCAGA